Molecule: messenger RNA, 3344 nt
Organism: Wyeomyia smithii (pitcher-plant mosquito)
Lineage: Eukaryota; Metazoa; Arthropoda; Insecta; Diptera; Culicidae
Gene: TER94
Product: transitional endoplasmic reticulum ATPase TER94
Exons: 5
Coding region: 199-2610 (803 amino acids)
Biological process (GO): mitotic spindle disassembly; autophagosome maturation; retrograde protein transport, ER to cytosol
Cellular component (GO): VCP-NPL4-UFD1 AAA ATPase complex; nucleus; cytosol
Molecular function (GO): ATP binding; polyubiquitin modification-dependent protein binding; ATP hydrolysis activity
Source: RefSeq, a predicted model, not a curated record
UGUCGUCGUCGGUCAUCGUCACUCACUUCGUCAGUCGGGUGUCCAAAAGUCGGAGAGUCAUUGUUGCAAGUUCUGGAAAGGAAAGGCGUUUACUGUUAACAGUUAUCAAGCGUGAAGCAAGUAAAGUUUUGUGUAAAAGUGAAUUGAAUUUUUCAUUUCAAGAACAAAAGAAUUCUCAAAAACAGCAUCUUCGAAACCAUGGCAGAAGGCAAGAACGAGGAUUUGGCGACCGCAAUUCUGAAACGCAAGGAUCGCCCAAAUCGUUUGAUUGUGGAUGAAGCUGUGAAUGAUGAUAACUCGGUUAUCUCCCUGUCUCAGGCAAAGAUGGAUGAACUGCAAUUGUUCCGCGGCGAUACGGUCCUAUUGAAGGGUAAACGUCGCAAAGAAACGGUCUGCAUUGUUCUUUCGGAUGACAAUUGUCCGGACGAAAAGAUACGCAUGAACCGUGUGGUGCGUAACAACUUACGCGUUCGUUUGGGCGAUGUGGUUUCGAUCCAGUCUUGCCCGGAUGUCAAAUAUGGCAAACGAGUACAUAUUUUGCCGUUGGAUGAUACAGUCGAAGGGCUAACGGGGAAUUUGUUUGAUGUUUACCUCAAGCCGUACUUCCUAGAGGCCUAUCGCCCGAUUCAUCAGGAUGAUACGUUUAUUGUUCGCGGUGGUAUGCGCGCCGUUGAGUUCAAGGUAGUUGGGGCCGACCCUGCACCUUUUUGUAUUGUUGCUCCGGAUACGGUCAUUCAUUGUGAAGGUGAUCCUAUCAAACGAGAAGAAGAGGAAGAAGCGCUCAACGCCGUCGGUUAUGAUGAUAUCGGAGGUUGCCGUAAACAGCUGGCUCAGAUAAAAGAAAUGGUUGAACUUCCAUUGAGACAUCCAUCUCUUUUUAAAGCUAUUGGUGUCAAGCCACCGAGAGGAAUUUUGAUGUAUGGCCCGCCAGGUACAGGCAAAACUUUGAUUGCACGUGCAGUUGCUAAUGAGACUGGUGCAUUCUUCUUCCUAAUAAAUGGUCCAGAGAUCAUGUCCAAGUUGGCCGGAGAGUCAGAAUCUAAUCUUAGAAAAGCAUUCGAGGAAGCUGAAAAAAAUUCACCGGCAAUUAUUUUCAUCGAUGAAUUGGACGCCAUUGCUCCGAAACGUGAAAAAACUCACGGUGAAGUAGAACGUCGUAUCGUUUCGCAACUACUAACCUUGAUGGAUGGCAUGAAGAAAAGCUCGCAUGUGAUUGUGAUGGCCGCUACAAAUAGACCGAACUCGAUCGAUCCGGCUCUUCGUCGGUUUGGCCGCUUUGAUCGCGAAAUUGACAUAGGCAUCCCAGAUGCUACAGGUCGAUUGGAAGUUUUGCGAAUUCACACCAAAAAUAUGAAAUUGGCUGACGAUGUUGAUUUGGAACAGAUUGCAGCUGAAUCACACGGUCAUGUUGGAGCCGAUUUGGCUUCGCUUUGCUCGGAAGCCGCGCUGCAACAAAUUCGUGAAAAGAUGGAUUUGAUUGACUUGGAAGAUGACCAAAUUGACGCUGAAGUAUUAAAUUCGUUGGCCGUUUCAAUGGAGAACUUCCGUUAUGCUAUGACUAAAUCAAGCCCGUCUGCUUUGCGUGAAACAGUUGUGGAAGUACCAAAUACAACUUGGUCAGAUAUCGGAGGUUUGGAGAAUGUUAAACGUGAAUUGCAGGAAUUGGUGCAGUAUCCUGUCGAGCAUCCGGAUAAGUUCUUGAAAUUUGGCAUGCAACCUUCUCGCGGUGUAUUGUUCUACGGACCGCCUGGUUGUGGUAAAACUUUGUUGGCUAAGGCAAUUGCGAACGAGUGCCAGGCUAAUUUUAUCUCGGUCAAAGGACCGGAGCUAUUAACUAUGUGGUUUGGAGAAUCUGAAGCCAACGUUCGUGACAUUUUUGAUAAAGCUCGUUCGGCUUCACCGUGCGUACUGUUCUUUGAUGAGUUGGAUAGUAUCGCCAAGUCCCGUGGUGGCAAUGUUGGUGAUGCUGGUGGAGCUGCUGACCGAGUCAUCAACCAAAUUCUUACUGAGAUGGAUGGUAUGGGAGCGAAAAAGAAUGUUUUCAUCAUCGGUGCCACCAACCGACCAGAUAUUAUCGAUCCGGCAAUUUUACGCCCUGGUCGUCUUGAUCAGCUAAUCUACAUUCCGCUGCCGGAUGACAAAUCUCGUGAGGCCAUUCUAAAGGCUAAUCUGCGCAAGAGCCCGGUAGCCGCUGAUGUCGAUCUAACUUAUGUUGCAAAAGUAACUCAGGGUUUCUCAGGAGCUGAUUUGACUGAAAUAUGUCAACGUGCUUGUAAACUAGCUAUUCGGCAGGCGAUCGAAGCAGAAAUUCGCCGAGAGCGGGAGCGAACAGAAAAUCAAAGCUCAGCGAUGGAUAUGGAUGAAGAUGAUCCGGUUCCUGAGAUUACCCGUGCGCACUUUGAAGAAGCAAUGAAGUUUGCCCGCCGGUCUGUGUCCGACAACGAUAUCAGAAAGUAUGAAAUGUUCGCCCAAACGCUACAGCAAUCGCGCGGCUUUGGAAACAAUUUCAGAUUCCCUGGAGGUCAGAGCGGCUCGAGUUCACAGGGACAGGGAUCGAAUCAACCAACGAGCAAUCCCGGUGACAACGGGGAUGAUGAUCUCUAUAGUUAGAUUACUUUCAGUACAUUUCUGCUACAACAGUAACAUUAUUCAAUUCGUAAUAUCAAAUGAGCGAGAAUGUCUAUCCGUUAGGUGCCCGAUCUUCAUUCUAGAACCGAUGGAAUAACAGCUAAGCUGACACACACGCAUUAUUAAAUUUGUUCAUUAUCUAAAUCAAUAUGUUCCGCUUUGGCUAAACGUUUUUUGCCAAAACCACCACAAUGCAACAGUUUUAAACAUUAUAAUAAAAGGAGCUGCAACGAAUUUUUAUUCAGUGGAGUUUAUUUUAGCGCUAUAUAUUAUAGAACUAAUUGUUUCGUGUAUCUAGCCCAGAUUUUUCUUAUUCUGAGUCGAACUAUAUGAGAAACCUUGUUUAAAACUGUUUCAAUACAUCCUUGGUUAUAAUUAUACGUUUUACUUAUUUUGUUCCCUUAUCAAAAUGUAUUGGUUGAUAGCUAAACCAGAUGUAACGUAUGCGACAGCAUUUUCAUGAACAGAAACCGAUAAAAAAGUAAAACUUCACAGCAAAGAAUAUUAUUCUCAUUGAGUUGGUUCCAAAGAAAACGAGAAUGUGGUCGAUGGUUCCGCGGAAUGACGUUCAUUGAAAGAAAACAAAACUAUAUUAUAAUUAUUUGACUUUUUACUCUUGAUAAUAUGUAGGGAUUUUGACGCCUAGAAGGGUAACAAUGACUUUGGUAACGUGAUUAAAAAGCAAGAAAAAAUAACAAACAAUUCAAAACAGUAAA